UUUCACUCCCUGUAUGUCAGUUUACGCGGGAAUCGAACGUUUGGAAGGCUUACGGCUGGAGGUGCGGUUUCGCGUUACGAACAAAGCUCCUAAUGAAGUGCACAAUUCCUGAAAUAUCGUGGCACAACCGUGAUCCAGUCCUCAGUGUAGAUAUCCAGCUUGCUUGUAAGAAUGAAAAUUUUGAGAGGUUAGCUACAGGUGGAACAGAUUCUCAUGUUGUCAUUUGGCAUGUUGAAAUACAAGGCACAGGGGCAGUGAAAGUUGAAUUUGCUGCAGACCUGCAGAGACAUCAGAAAGCUGUCAAUGUUGUUAGGUUUUCUCCAUCUGGUGAAUUUCUUGCAUCUGCAGAUGAUGAGUCUGCGAUUAUCAUUUGGAAACAGAAGACUGAUCAGGAUGCACCAGAGCUUCCACUUGGGGACAGUGAUGUCAUAACAAAGGAGCAGUGGCUGGGCAUUAGAGUUCUUCGGGGGCACAUGGAAGAUGUUUAUGAUCUGUCCUGGUCACCAGAUUCUCUGAAUCUUAUUUCAGGGUCUGUUGACAAUUCUGCCAUUUUAUGGGAUGUUCAUAAAGGUCGUAAUCUUGGAUUGCUGAAGGAGCACAAGGGUUUCGUGCAAGGUGUGGCAUGGGAUCCUCUGAACCAGUACGUGGCCACUCUAAGCAGUGAUAGGAUGUGUCGAGUAUACAAUGUCAACAGCAAAAAACUGGUGAGUCGUGUUAGCAAGGCCCAAUUGCCAGUUCCUGACAGUUCUCACCUACAUGGCAAGGUGGUGCGCUUGUUCCAUGAUGACACGCUGAAAUCCUUCUUCCGGCGACUCUGCUUCUCACCAGAUGGACAACUCCUAAUUGUGCCUUCUGGUAUUAUUGAAUACCCCGAUAGUGAUAAGAGCAGUAAUGCUGCAUUCAUUUUCACACGUCGCAUGCUUAACAGGCCUGCUGUAUACCUUCCCUCGAAUAACCAAUACACGGUAGCAGUGCGGUGUUGUCCCCUGCUUUUUGAGUUGCGAGAUAGAGAGUCAAUGUUUGCACUGCCAUACAGGAUGAUACUUGCAGUGGCUACUCAGAACUCUGUGCUACUUUAUGACACACAGCAACCUGAGCCAUUUGGUAUUGUCUCGAACAUCCACUAUACUCGCCUCACAGAUCUCACUUGGUCAAGCAGUGGAAGAAUGCUGGUUGUUUCAUCUACAGAUGGCUACUGUUCUAUUGUUACUUUUGCUGUUGGAGAGUUGGGGGUUGUGUAUGCCCCUAGGAAAGAGACACCAACAAGUAAGGAAAGAGCUGUUGAAGACACUGAAGGAACUGGUAACUGCAGUGAAAAGGUCUCCAAAGAGACAGCAAGAAUAGAAUUGUCUGAAGGAACAGACAAACCUGAAGGUUUCUUGGUUACACAAGAACUCCACAGCAACGAUACUGCUGUAGAGUCUUGUGCUUCUGAGAACAAACUUGACAGUCAUAAAUACGACAAAACAGUGGAACAGUCACCCAGACCACUUGUUUUUGAAGAAGAAGUAAGUUCUAACACUGAAGAAAAGUCAGAGUAUAUAAAGAUUCCAGAUUUACAGAAAAAUGAAAGUUUCAGAACUAAUUCUUGUGGAAUAAGUGAGUGUCUUCCUAAACAAGAGAAAAUUCAUAGAAGAAUAAAACCAGUCCUGUUAUCAAGCCCCAGAAAAGUGUUAACCAAAUCCUUGGGUUCCACUGAUGUGUCCGAACGGAAGAAGGAAGUGUCACUGGUAAGGACACCUAAAAGAAUUUGUCCAACCAUGACAUCUACAUCCACCAAGUCUUUGGAUUCCGAGUCAAAUGAAGUAAAAGAGUUGGGAGAUAUCGUAGAUGUUUCAAAAACAAUCCCUCCAUCCUCUUCACAAUGCUCUCCAUAUGAGAAAGCAGUAUCUGAAUGCUGUAAUAGACCACCUAGUGAGUCUGGCACCUGCAUAAAGCUUCUGCCAGCAUCAGACAAAACUUUAAUUAAUGAAACGCCUUCAGCUGAAUCUACUGGGGAAAUGGAUGCAGUGAAAAGUUCUGAUACCCAAAAUUGGGGAGCAUCAUGUGACCUAAUGCAUACAGAAACUGAAUCUGUCACUCAUAAAAAUGAAGAUCCUGUCAUUUCAUCAAGUGAGCUAGAAAGCAUAGGCAGCUUGACGACGGAAAGUAGGUGUGCAACUAAAUGUGAAUCCAUGGAAACAAGUAUGAAUGCUACAUCCCCUGCUUCACCACUGCCAUCUGGUGCCAUGCCUGGGCAGGAUAAGAGAACCCCCAGAAGAGUGCAACUCAUUACAUUAUCCAGUCCAAAGAGCAAGAAGAAGCUACUGUAAAGAACAUCAAUAUCUAACAGACUAUGUUUAAACUGAGAAGGUUGGGAGGUAGUGGUCAGCAUUAAAAAUAUAAUUCAACUUAUUGUUUUCAUUCAUAUAACAUGUCAGCUUUGAUAGUCAAUAUCUUUGGAACAAAAUGACAUGUAGUUACAACUCUUGCGCGGAGAGAGAGUCAUUGUAUGUGUUCAAAGUGACCAACAUCAGCGGCUAAACAGCGUCGAUGCUGCCGAACUGCUGAGCGAACUACAGCUGUCAGUGUGUCCAGUGUGGUGGCUGCACAGGACGCUUCGAUGGUUUCUUAUAGCGCAUUCAGUGUAGCUGGCUUUUGUCGAUAAAACUUCAUCCUUCAAGGUUUCCCAUAGGUAGAAGGCGAGAGGUGUUAGGUCUGGAGACCAUAGCACCUCUUCGACCUAUCCAUCUUCCAGGUAGUGUGUCAUCCAAGUACACCCUGACAUCUCGAUGGUAGUGAGGUGGAGCACCAUCUUGUAGGUAAAAUCUCUCAUCUCCAAAUAGCUCUCAAAUGGCAGGGAAAAUUGAUGUCUGAAGCAUAUCGAGAUACACCUGACCAGUUAAGGUACCUUCAAAGAAGAAAGGAUCAAUGAAACCGUGCGAUGACAGACCACACCACACAUUAACGCUGGCAGAUUCACUUCCUUGUUCGACAUGUUGGUGGCCAAGUUCCAAACUCACUCUGCCAUUGUCGUACCUCUUUAAUGUUUUCGUACUUCCAGUACCACUUCAAUAUAGCCUUGCGUUGCUCAAAGAACAACUUUUCAGCUAUUGUUGCUGUCUUCUGCUCACAGUGUGCAUGCGACAUGACACUCACAUGACUCAUGUGACCUUCGCUAGCUGUUGAGAAAACAUUACACUACAGCGCAAGAAUUGUAACUACAUGUCAU
Cryptotermes secundus is the source of this 3211-nucleotide messenger RNA. RefSeq names its product chromatin assembly factor 1 subunit B (gene Caf1-105). NCBI's taxonomy places the organism in Eukaryota, Metazoa, Arthropoda, Insecta, Blattodea, Kalotermitidae. Bases 93 to 2312 code for a protein of 739 amino acids. The transcript is spliced from 8 exons. Gene Ontology annotation, molecular function: protein binding. The record is from RefSeq and is a predicted model, not a curated record. Gene Ontology annotation, biological process: nucleosome assembly; DNA replication-dependent chromatin assembly. Gene Ontology annotation, cellular component: nucleus; CAF-1 complex.